AUGGUGAAGUCUGCGGGUAGGCAAGCAAGCUCCAAGGCCGUCAAGAAGGUGCACCUCAAGACCAAGAAGACAGGCAACAAUGACACCACAACGACUACCGACGAGGCAGAAUGGUACUCCGCUGAAAGCAACAUCGCUUCCCUUCGCCGCAUGAUGAAGAAGUUCACCGGAGUGCGAGAUUUGUCAUGCCUUGACCUUUUCGGCGCAUCGGGUGGAAUCAAGAACGCCUGGGGUCGCCACAGGAAGAAGGCCGAGUUGUAUGACAUCAAGAAGUACGGCCUCAAGCAUGACAUUUGCAGCGAGCGCGGCUUCGAGAACUUGCUGCAGCUGGGCUUGAGGAUCAAACCAGGAGGGGUCAUCGUCGCUGGACCCCCAUGUUCGCUUUUCAUCUUCCUGUCCUCAUCGAUUCACCGCAGGAGCCGUCGCAGGCCGUGGGGGAACCAGGAGUACCGAUCCGUUCGGCUUUCGAAUUGCAUCGUGAAGAACAUGACCACUUUCUUGCAGCUCAUGUCUCAACGACGUGUGCAUUUCGUGAUUGAACAGCCAUUCGGCAGUCAAAUGUUCGAUCUCCCACCACUCCGGCGCCUCAUGAGUGACGUCGCAGCCAUCCGAGUGACGACCUACAUGGGUUGCUUUGCGCACAAGAUGAAGAAACGAACCAUCCUUGCAGGUACGUUGCCAUCGUUGUUAAGCAUGGAGCGAUCUCUGCGCCCGCAGGAUCGCAAACGCUUUGAGAAGAACCGGAAGAAGUUCUACAUCCGCUGUGAUGGCAAGGUCCAGGGCACCAAGGCGUUGCAAUCGAGCGCAGAUUACACGCCCCAGUUUUGCGACGCCCUCUAUACCUGCUGGAAGGAAAAGUGA
Symbiodinium natans is the source of this 861-nucleotide messenger RNA. Lineage: Eukaryota; Dinophyceae; Suessiales; Symbiodiniaceae. The record is from the annotation of a GenBank genome assembly.